AUGAAGCUCCUCUCUUUUGUUCCGCUCAUAGCCGCAUCGACCUCCACAAACGUUUAUGACAGCAAGACUAUCGUAUCGGUCACCUCCGCCGAUGCUUUCGUCGACGUUCGGGAUAUCCCAAAGCGUCUCGAAGAUGCCAAGGUCGCGCUCAAGCCUGGAAUGGCCGCCUACCUGAAGACGGCAACUAUCAAGACUUUGAAGUCCUCGGGCUUGCAGGUGGUUGCUACUUCCGAGGACACAGUGAGCUUCGACGAUCUUUGUGCCUACUUGAAGGAGGCGGCCUCCAAACUCUCCGGUCUGGACUGUGAAUGCUCUCCUAAUUUUGCCACCAAGGAAGAGGACACCAGUGACAAUCUCGGCGUGAAUGACCCGAAUGCUUCGUUGCAAAGGGCAUUCAAGCGGAUGAACAUGCAAGACGUAUGGAGACUAUCUGCGCCCUACGCGAGGCGAACUGUCGCCGUAGCCGUUAUGGACAGCGGCCUCAACUUCAGCGAUCCUGAGAUCGCUUCUUAUCGUGGCGUUUUCCGUAAGAAGAGCGGUGGAUCCAUCGAUGGUGGCUGGAACUUCGUGGACGACUCCUCAAACUUAACAUCGACUCGUCAGCAUGGUCAGGCGUGUGCCAGAAUUAUCGCGGCUAGGAAGAACAAUAGCAACGAUAUGGCCGGAAUGGCGUCCAACGUACGUUUGGCGUCUUUAAAAACUAAGGGAUCUGAUGGUACUGGUGGCUGGGCACAUAUGGCUGAAGCCAUGGAUAUGGCCGUGGAUAUUGGAGUCGACGUCGUAUCAAUCUCACUGGGAGGAUUCAUAUCAAAGAGCUUCAGCGACAUGGUCCUGGCCAAGGCCUUCAAAGCAGCAACUGACCAGAAUAUCAUUGUUGUCGCCGGCGCUGGUAACAAUGGGAAGCGGGCUGACACAUACUAUCCAUGCUCGCUGCCACGCGUGGUCUGUGUGGGUGCUCUCAGGAACCAGGACACUCUUGAAAUGGCUGGUUUUAGCAACUACGGUGAUAGCGUCGAUAUCGCUGCCUACGGCACGGAUAUCUAUGUCGGUAACAACGAAAUCUCGUCGGGUACGUCCUUUGCCUGUCCUAUCGUCUCUGGAGCAGCCGCGAUCUUGCUUUCUAUGGGCGUUAAGCCAAAGUACGUUGCUGGGAUACUCAUCCAUAACGUUGAUCGGUUCAAUAGCUCUUCGAGGCCCAUGAGGAAGCAUGCCGGGGCUCUGAACCCGCUAAAAGCUGUCAAUAUGGCGAUCGAUUAUCCCAUUUUGAGACGCUAA
Molecule: messenger RNA, 1275 nt
Organism: Perkinsus marinus ATCC 50983
Lineage: Eukaryota; Perkinsozoa; Perkinsida; Perkinsidae
Product: Thermitase, putative
Exons: 1
Coding region: 1-1275 (424 amino acids)
Biological process (GO): proteolysis
Molecular function (GO): serine-type endopeptidase activity
Source: RefSeq, a predicted model, not a curated record